Messenger RNA from Cajanus cajan (pigeon pea), 1038 nucleotides. The record is from RefSeq and is a predicted model, not a curated record. NCBI's taxonomy places the organism in Eukaryota, Viridiplantae, Streptophyta, Magnoliopsida, Fabales, Fabaceae.
GCUCGUGAUUCUUUCUUGAACUUUCAUUGUCACAUUUACUUGACUUGAAUUUCUCUCUCUCUGAUUUGGAUUUGGCAUCUCAGUUUGUUCAAAGAAAAAGUAGUCCAUUACGACAGCAUGGAUCAAAAUCAGCAAGGUCAAGGGGUUAAUCAUCCAACACAAGCAGCACGUGGCAAGAACAAGUAUGAAUUCAACCCCAUGGUGGGACCUAGCAAUCCUCCAACUCAGAUUGUUGGUCCUUCUAACCUUUCACCCCACCCAAGAGAUGCUCCUGAAUACACCAACCAGUUGCAACAAGAUGUCUUACAACAACAACUCAACAACUUUUGGGCAAAACAAUGUCAGGAAAUUGGGGAGGCUACUAAUUUCAAGACUCCCAACAUGCCUUUGUCUAGGAUUAGGAAGAUCAUGAAGGCCGAUGAGGAUGUGAGGAUGAUAUCAGCUGAGACUCCUAUGGUGUUUGCUAAGGCAUGUGAAAUGUUCAUUCAGGAGCUCACAAUAAGGGCAUGGGCUAAUGCUGAGGAAAACAAAAAGAAGACACUUCAAAAGAGUGACAUUGCAUCUGCAAUCACAAAGAAUGAUAUGUUUGAUUUUCUUGUUGACAUUUUCCCCAGGGAUGACAAAUUGGAGCAUGCAGACAUACCAAGAAGAGGCACUGCUCCAAUUGAGAAUGUUCCUUACUAUUAUUACAUGUCACCCCAUCAGUAUGUUGCAAGGCCACCACACGGGGCUCCAGGAAUGGUCAUGGGAAGGCCCAUUCCUGAUCAGAAUCAAAAUGGGCUGCAAACCCGUCCUUUUUUUCCAACUCCAAUGAGGCCCACUUCGGAUGAAUGAGAAACAAGGACUUUCUUGUUUAUUUCCUUUUCCUAAUGGUAUGUUGGAGAGAAUGUACUAGUUCUGUAAUGAAUUCAAUCUAAAUGUAUGAAACUCUUUUCUGUGGCAUUUGAGAAUGAUAACUCCAAGGUUGUUUAUGGGAUUGAGACUCACAUCCAUUUCCAAUUAUCUCAGCCACAUUAUAAAUUGAUUGCCUAGACUGUG